CCCCUUACCUCCUAACAUGGAUAACACCAACGCAAGUGGCCUUCAAGCACAAGUCUCUCGCCUCGAGCAUGAGGUGCAUGCCCUCAGAACGCAGAUUCAUGCCUCGGACGAUGAAACAAUCACCAUCUCCGAGUACAUCUUAACCAGACUGGAGCAGAUGGGUGUCGAGUCAAUCUUUGGUGUUCCUGGUGACUUCAAUAUGCCGUUCUUGGACUACGUAGAGGAUCACCCGAAGAUCAAGUGGAUUGGAUGCUGCAACGAACUCAAUGCUUCGCAUGCUGCGGAUGGCUAUUCUCGCGUCAAGGAGCAUGGGAUCGGUGUCAUAGUGACAACGUUCGGAGUCGGAGAACUCAUCGCGAUGAAUGGAGUUGCCGGAGCCUUCUCCGAGAUGGUUCCCGUGUUACACAUCGUCGGCGUACCGAGUACUCUGCAGCAGAAGCAGAAGCCUAUUCUCCACCAUACUCUCGGUGACGGCAGGUUUGACGCAUAUACGAAGGCUGCGGCACAAACCACCAUUGCACAAGCGGCUAUCGUGGACAAAGUGACUGCUGGACCUGAAAUCGACCGAGUUCUUGCCCAAGCUAUCACGACGGCUCGUCCAGUAUACUUGACGCUUCCAAUGGACUUGGUUUCUACCAAGAUCUCGGCUAAAAGGCUCAAGGUUGAGCUCCCUCGGAGCCCCCCACCGAAUGAUUCUGAGGUCGAAGCCUUCGUGCUCGAUGAGAUAGUCAAGCUCGUUGAGGCCGCUGACCAAGACGUCGUGAUCCUCACCGAUGCCUGCGUCAUCCGUCACCACGUACGGCAAGAAGUGAAUGAUCUGAUUCACAAGACGCAUUUCCCUGUUUACUCCUCGCCCAUGGGCAAAACAUCUGUUAACGAGAAUUACGAGCGCUACGGAGGCGUGUAUGUUGGCCUUAACUCCCACCCGAAGAUUAAGGAGAAGGUCGAGAAUGCGAAACUCAUCCUCUCAAUCGGCUCGUUGAAGAGCGAUUUUAACACUGGCAUGUUCACGUACAGCGUCCCAGCGUCGCGGACCGUCGAGCUGCACUCUGGCCACACUCUGAUCCGUCAUGCUCAGUUCCCCGGCAUUGGUAUGAAAAAACUCCUGCCUAAGCUCACUGAGCGCUUGCAUAAGUUCGAAGAGGACGCGAAGCAGCUUCCUCUUCCUCAGUACAAAGCUCUUAUCCCCGACGAAAAGGACGACAUUAUCUCUCAAGCUUACUUCUGGCCACGCAUGGGCCAGUUCUUCAAGCCAAAAGAUGUCAUCGUGGCCGAAACUGGCACGUCAAGCUUCGGUAUCCUCGAUGUUGAGCUUCCCGAGGACUCCAUUUUCGUCGCACAAAUAUUGUUCGGCAGCAUUGGCUGGUCUGUCGGUACUACGCUGGGAGCCGCUGUUGCUGCUCGUGAACGCCAUCUUGGGCGCACGAUACUGUUUGUCGGCGAUGGUAGUCUCCAAGUCACCGCCCAAGAGCUGUCGACGAUGACAGCUAAGGGCGUGCAUCCGAUACUUUUCGUGCUCAAUAACAACGGUUAUGUUAUUGAGCGUCAUUUGCAUGGAAUGGAUAGAGAUUACAACAACAUCGUGGACUGGAAUUACACGUCGCUUCUCACUACCUUUGGUGACAAGGAUGGCUCUCGCUCUCGCUCCUAUACCGUCCACAACAAAAAGGAGUUGAACGACCUGCUCGAGGACGAGACAUUCGCGAAGGCGGACAAGAUCCAGCUCGUUGAGGUUAUGAUGGAUAGAUAUGACGCUCCGCGUGCGCUGAAGGCAUCUGCGCAGCUUAGCGAGGCGAUGGCGAAAAGGAUAGCAGAGCAAGACCCAGAGGCUUGAUUUUUGGUCAAACCCGGCUGUAACUUGGGCUUUCGUUGUAAGAUGGGGAAAAUGGACUUUUAUCAAGUAGAACUGUACAUUACCUAGCAUUUCAAUGUGAUUCUCUCCCUUCACUGCCUUCAUUGUCGUUCCUACAAAAAUUUCAUAGCAACAGGGGC
This is a messenger RNA of Coniophora puteana RWD-64-598 SS2, 1992 nucleotides long. Its product is annotated as pyruvate decarboxylase. Gene Ontology annotation, molecular function: carboxy-lyase activity; thiamine pyrophosphate binding; magnesium ion binding. NCBI's taxonomy places the organism in Eukaryota, Fungi, Basidiomycota, Agaricomycetes, Boletales, Coniophoraceae. The record is from RefSeq and is a predicted model, not a curated record. The transcript has 15 exons. Bases 17 to 1834 code for a protein of 605 amino acids.